Molecule: messenger RNA, 1653 nt
Organism: Pararge aegeria (speckled wood butterfly)
Lineage: Eukaryota; Metazoa; Arthropoda; Insecta; Lepidoptera; Nymphalidae
Product: solute carrier family 22 member 3-like
Exons: 4
Coding region: 6-1529 (507 amino acids)
Biological process (GO): transmembrane transport
Cellular component (GO): membrane
Molecular function (GO): transmembrane transporter activity
Source: RefSeq, a predicted model, not a curated record
UUAACAUGACGAAAGUAAAAAAUCCAAAACUACAAAAUCCGAUCGAGAAGCAAUUCAAUAUCAUCUCCAGAUACCACUAUUACUUCUACUUUUUAAUAUUUUCAAGUAAAAUUCCUAUUUUCUGGCACGUGUUGAGUCUGAUCUUUCUAUCACCACCGAUGGAUUACUAUUGUAAUGAAACAGAUGUGGCAACUGUUAAUUUGACGAAGAAUGUGUGUCCGUGUGUAGAACCGUUUUGGGACAGGAGCGUAUUUACUGAAACAAUGCAAACCAAAUAUGGAAUAUACUGCGAUAGAACUUGGUUGAUUAGCUUUGCUCAGAGCAUGAUGUAUGUGGGACUGUUAAUUGGUGCGUUGGUGUUUGGAUUCCUUUCUGAUAGGUACGGAAGGUUAUCUAUGUUUACGAUGAGCUGUCUAGUAUUAGGUGUCUCCGGAUCCUUGGUCAGUGCUAUGCCAUCAGCUGCAGCACACAUACUUAUCCGCAGCAUAGAAGGCAUCGGUACAGGAGGUGCAAUUAUAACUUCUUACGUACUCUGCAUAGAAUACAGUGGAGUAAGGUAUAGGGAAAUAGUGACAGCUCUGUUUCAUAUUCCAUUGAACAUAGGCCACUUGACUUUACCUGGCAUUUCGUACUUGUUGCGGCAUUGCGAUGAGUUCCAGCUGGCUAUCUCGAUACCUGUCUUCUUCUAUGUUGGCAUGCGAUGGAUGGUAAUGGAGUCACCUAAAUGGCUCAUGGACAACGAAAACAUUGAUGAGACUGUGGUUGCAAUGGAGAAGUUUGCUUCUUUCACCAGAAUUCCAAAAGAAAACAUCAGACAGCAAAUAGAAGAGUACCACGCCAUCCAUUCAACCAAAUCUCAGAGAGAGAUAAAAAUCUGGCAUUUAUUUUAUCACAAAACACUUAUUUCAAACUUUAUCUAUAUGUCAGUGAUAUAUUUCUUGUGCGGCAUGGGUUACUACGGUGUAUCCCAGUAUAUUGGCCAAAUGAGUGGUAACAUCCAUGUUAAUGUUGCUUUAUCCGGUGCAUUGCUAGUGCCUGGGACCAUAGCUUCUAUAUAUCUUAUCCAAUUGUUAAAUCGUAGGACAUUCUUAAUGUCUACUAUAUUUCUAUCAGGAGUAUUCAUGAUUGUAACUAUAUGCAUCCCUUUGCGUUAUAACUGGAUAAGGGUUUUCAUUGCAUGCAUUUGUAACUGUUUCUUUUUUGUUUCAUUUAUAAUUGUGUUUCUUUUAGGCGUCGAAUUAUUUCCAACGUCUAUUAGGAACUCAGUUUUGGGUAUACUAUCUGUUAUGUCAAGAGUCGGUCAGAUUGUAGCUCCUCUUAUAAAUGCAUUACCAGAAAAUAUUUCGGGUGUUGUGUUUGGUGUAUUAGCUUUAGUUGGGACAUUUUUUUGUUACUUACUACCGGAAACAAAAGAUAUCGAGUUGCCGUCAUCACUCGAUGAUACGAAAGUGUUGAGUCGAAGAAAAUCACAUCUGGUAGAGGAUCUUGAGCUGAAUCAGAAUAUUGCCACAUCAAGCUCGCAACAAUGAUCGUCCACUGCUAGACUACAGGUUGGCCAAACGGGAGGUUUUGACCAUAAUUACCACGACAGGCAGACGGUUUGGUGGACACACUAGUACUAAGCUCUUGCAACAAUGAGAAUAAGUUGUAAUU